AUGGUCACAUGUUUGUUGUCAACUCGCAACCAGGCGUUUGCGAGAUUGCUAGCUCAACUAAUUCGAAUAAAAUCUCAUUUUCCCGAUUAUCCUAUGAAGAAAAUACGUCUUGAUAAUGCUGCAAAAUUUUCAUCUCAAGCUUUUAAUGAGUAUUGCAUGUCUAUUGGAAUUGACAUUGAACACCCAGUAGCACAUGUUCAUACACAAAAUGGACUUGCAGAAUCAUUUAUUAAACGUAUAAAAUUAAUUGCAAGACUACUUAUUUUAAGAUGCAAACUUCCAGUUUCUGCUUGGGGACAUGCAAUUUUGCAUGCUGCAACAUUGAUUCGCAUCUGGCCAACGAGUUACCACAUCUCUUCCCCUUUACAAUUAGUUUUUGGUAAAAAACCUAAUAUUUUCCAUCUAAGAAUUUUUGGAUGUGCGGUCGAAAACCAUAACAGCGAACACGAAUACACUUCCAUUUUUCGGUUUCAAUCAUUGGAAGGAUGGUUAUACCUUAUACGCUGUAACCGUUUUGGACUUCAGUUUUCGCGUAAGCGUUACUUCGUUCUCGAUCAUCACCUUCUUCGUAGCUUCAAAUCCGUUCCCAAUUCCGACGAUCAGGAUCCUGUUAGAAGUGCUAUUAUGGAUUCGUGUAUUCGUGUAAUGGAUAAUGGAAGGGAGAGUAUUAACAGAAAAGUGUUUUUCAUUUUCACACUAUAUAACACUUCGAAUCAUAAUGAUCGAUUAAAGUUAGGAGCGAGCCGUCCUGAAGAAGCAGCGAGAUGGAUUCAAUGCUUUCAUGAAGCGUCUUUGAAGGGUGCCCCAGAAGAUAUAGGAUGUUCCAAGAGGAAAUGGCAGUCUUAUAGCUUAAGUGGAUCUUCCAGUAGAAAUCACCAAAAUUCUAUAGACUGGACACUCUCUUCUUCUGAUGUUAUUGCCCCAUCACCUUGGACAAUCUUUGGCUGCCAAAAUGGUUUACGACUAUUCAAGGAAGCAAAAGAUAGGGAUUCUGGUGGGAAGAAACGAGAUGAUCAUCCCGCAAUAAUGGCUGUUGGUGUGGUAGAUGGAACUUCAGAAGCCAUUUUCCAGACUCUUAUGGCACUUGGUCCUUCAAGAUCCGAAUGGGAUUUCUGUUUUUCCAAGGGGAGUGUAGUUGAGCACCUAGAUGGUCACACCGACAUUAUUCACAAGCAGCUAUAUAGUGAUUGGUUGCCUUGGGGAAUGAAAGGAAGAGAUCUGUUGCUGCGGCGUUAUUGGAGGAGAGAAGAUGAUGGAACCUAUGUUAUUCUUUACCAUUCCGUGUUUCACAAAAAGUGUCCUCACCAGAAAGGCUAUGUCCGUGCCUGCCUUAAAAGUAAUGUAUGCUGAAACUGUAGAAAUAGUAAACAUUUUUAUUUCCUUCUAUUAGCUGGUCUCAUACUACCUAGAAAAUAAAUUUAAUACUAUUGCAAUCAUGAUGUUGCUGCUUUCAUUCAUUUUCAUUCUGAACUUUAAGA
Lathyrus oleraceus (garden pea) is the source of this 1478-nucleotide messenger RNA. Its product is annotated as protein ENHANCED DISEASE RESISTANCE 2-like. The coding region runs from base 1 to 1350 and encodes 449 amino acids. NCBI's taxonomy places the organism in Eukaryota, Viridiplantae, Streptophyta, Magnoliopsida, Fabales, Fabaceae. The record is from RefSeq and is a predicted model, not a curated record. Gene Ontology annotation, molecular function: nucleic acid binding; lipid binding. The transcript has 12 exons. Gene Ontology annotation, biological process: DNA integration.